GAUCUGCGUGGUGUGCUGCUGGUCCUGACCAGGCUGCUUCAGAACCGAAUGUGUUUUCGGGAGGGAAUCUUAACAGCUUCGGUUCCGAGUCAAACACGAUUCGAGUGAGCGGACCCAGAAGACAUAUAAUACUGGGAUUCACAAGGAUCAGUGGUCAUGUCUGGCAUUGCUCUGAGUCGACUUGCACAAGAGCGCAAAGCAUGGAGAAAAGACCAUCCAUUCGGCUUUGUUGCUGUACCAACGAAAAACCCAGACGGAACGAUGAAUCUUAUGAACUGGGAAUGUGCUAUUCCGGGAAAGAAGGGGACUCCAUGGGAAGGGGGACUGUUUAAGUUAAGGAUGCUGUUUAAAGACGACUACCCCUCCUCGCCUCCGAAGUGCAAGUUUGAACCUCCGCUGUUCCAUCCGAAUGUGUACCCAUCAGGAACAGUGUGUCUUUCCAUCCUGGAGGAGGAUAAAGACUGGAGACCUGCCAUCACCAUUAAACAGAUCCUGUUAGGGAUUCAGGAGCUUCUAAAUGAACCGAACAUACAGGAUCCAGCUCAGGCAGAGGCUUACACUAUUUACUGUCAGAAUAGAGUGGAGUACGAGAAGAGAGUUCGUGCACAGGCCAAAAAAUUCUCUCCAUCAUAAGCGGGACAGAAAGAUGGACGAGUGAAAUGAGGGAAUAUGUGUAUACUCAUGCCAUCCUCUCAACGGGACUAAAAGGACUUAAAACAUGACUUGUGUGCCAUCAGAUCCACAACCUUCUACCCACAACCACCAAAUUCACACUUUUACACACAACUCAUCCCUUUUACUUUCUUUUUUUCGCCGUUCCGUUCAAACUGAUGUCACAAAUUCAGUCUCCACAGGUCGCAUUGUGUUCCCAAACCAGCUUGUAAGAAAUGAGAAAACAGUCUUCGGUCAGAGGGGACUGUUUGGAUUUUAGCUCCUCAAUCAUUUGGUGUGUCUGUCUGUAUGCGCUUGCAUGAAUGCGUAAUUUUAGUAUGUUUGCGAAGUUCCCCCCCUCAAAAGUGUGUGUGUGUGAGUCUGUGUGUAUGUGUGUGUGUGUGUGUGGAUCUGGUUUUGGUUGGUUUAUUACGUUGUAUCGUAUGUAUGUAUGUGGGGAAGAGCCUCAUGGUGAAUUUCACCUCAGAAUGCUGAUCUAAGACCAGUUUCUUCUCCAUUGGAAGUGUUGUAUUUGACCAGUCGUGUGGUCUUAGAUCUGUCUGGGAUUGUCUGAUGCUGUCGAUUUGAAGUCCAGAACACUUGCUCCUGUGAGCAGCAGAACCAGAGUCCAAUUCUCUUAAACAUGCUGUACGUUAUGUUUCUCGUUUGUUUGAUGGGAACAUGUGUCCUGUGUUCACACAGAUUGUGUCUGUAUGUUUAAUAAAGCUCUUU
This is a messenger RNA of Xyrauchen texanus (razorback sucker), 1383 nucleotides long. Its product is annotated as SUMO-conjugating enzyme UBC9-B-like. The record is from RefSeq and is a predicted model, not a curated record. The transcript has 7 exons. Bases 157 to 633 code for a protein of 158 amino acids. Gene Ontology annotation, biological process: protein sumoylation. Gene Ontology annotation, cellular component: nucleus. Lineage: Eukaryota; Metazoa; Chordata; Actinopteri; Cypriniformes; Catostomidae. Gene Ontology annotation, molecular function: SUMO conjugating enzyme activity.